ACGAGUUGCAGGUUUUAGGGUGGCUGCUCUGAUCUGGAUUUGCAUGCAUAUAAUCCUGCUGCUGUUCACAAGGGGGUACUAGAUUGUCGGAUUAAAGUGUACCCCUGAGACAAUGACUUCGCUUCCAGCUUUAAGGGAUGUUUAUUCCACCACUUCCUUAACUAAAGAGGAUAGUCCAGUUUCACUGGUUGCCGACCGCUCAGCAACUACUGGACAGGUUAAAGUGUCUAGGCUUCCUUUUAGCGUGGAAGCUCUAAUGUCAGACAGAAAGACUAAACAUGAAACGUUUUAUGGGGAUGGCCCUGGUGCGAGUACGACGAGGCAUCUACACAUUCCUCAGGUAUCCAGGGAGACUCCGAGUCCAGUAGGGGCACCCAGUGCUUUUGAUGUUACUGCGGUAAAGCUGGAGAAUGCAGAACAAGAGGAAUGUGUGUCACCGUGGGCAAAGGACGACAGCUUCUCUCCAUCUCCAAGACAUCUGAGUCCGACAACGUGUCCCUUGAGAAAGCACAAAACCAACAGAAAACCCAGAACUCCUUUUACUACCUCUCAGCUGCUCGCACUGGAACGCAAGUUUCGUCAGAAGCAGUACCUCUCUAUUGCAGAGAGAGCAGAAUUUUCAAGUAAUCUCAAUCUCACAGAGACACAAGUGAAAAUAUGGUUCCAAAACAGGAGGGCCAAGGCCAAAAGACUCCAGGAAGCAGAACUGGAAAAGCUAAAAAUGGCUGCAAAACCUAUGUUGCACCCAGGAUUCAGUUUACCUUUUGCUCUGAAUUCCCCUAUCCAAGCAGCCUCACUAUAUGGACCUAGUUAUCCCUUUCAUAGACCUGUUCUUCCCCUCUCACACGUGGGACUAUAUGCUACACCAGUUGGAUACAACAUGUAUCAUUUAUCAUAAGACUAUUUUAUGUUACAGACUCCAAAAACAUUUUGAUGGAUGGUACUUUUCUUUGUUGAGAAAAAAAAUAUUUCUUGCUCAUUUCUGUGCAGUCAGGUCUUUAGAAAAUGUUCACUGAAAGGACUUGCUGAACUCUGCAUUGGAUAGCUACAUAUUUUCAUGUGUUUUCACAUGUUGAGAAGUUCAAAUUCUGAAUAAACAUACUUUCUUUUUUUAAUUCAGCUUGAAUAUAAAUGGGACAUUUAAGGUUUUUAGUUAAUGCUCUGGCAUAUUGAACUUAAGAGCACAUCUAGUUCAAAUCAUAUAUUCUGGCACUCUUUCUUUUAAUAAAAAAGUCCUACUAACGUAACAUUUUUCUUUCCUGUUAAUCCACAUGGUUAUUAGUACAAUGCAUAUGAAAUUUGCUGAUUUGGUAAGUGCAAACAAUCAUCACAAGAAUAAGGAAUACAUUGACAGGCGUAUUGGAUAUGGCAUAAUUGAUAAGGUUGGUACUUCCUCGACACAAGGUACAAGGUCUGAUUCUAACCUUUGCUUAUUGGCUAGGCUUCAAAUAACCAUUCAGACCAAGUUGUCUAAGAUGCUAAAUUUUAUUUGGAUGAAACAUAAGGGAAAAAAUAAUCAAGGGGAUAACCAUGUUAAUUACUAUUCCAAAAACAUGUUUUUUAUCCUCGUAUCAUAAACUUUAUUAUAAGAAAGUAAUGGGCUUGAAAGUAUGGGAGGCUUUUAACAUUUGGUCUCUUAGCAUUAUAGCUGUGCAAUGUUCAAUGCAUAAGGACAGCAUAGUAACCAAGUGUUACACGCACAACAAAGGCUGAAUUGUAGCACGUUUUAAAAAUAAAACAGUUCAGUAUGCAUUUCAAACAGUAUAUGUAGUAGAAGGUUUCAGGGUAUGAGAACAAACUGAAACAGAGCCAAAAACUGGAAAUAGCAUGGAUGUUAAUCAGAAAUUCACUCAUAGCAUAAGCCAUGGGACAAGGGUGUAGAUAGGCAUACUCAGUGUACUGACAUGAGUACAUUUUUUUCUGAGCAUUUCUUGCAAAUGUCAACACUCAAAAAGCACAGAAUAUGUAGAACUGUGUAAAUGAAUAUUCACAGUAUAGUGGUACACAAAGAAUUCUUGUACAAAAGGAAUAUACCUCUAAAACUAGCUUUUUAUGGAAAUAAAUUGUAACAGUUGAAAAUAAUGUUUCUUCCCAUGUAUCUGGGGGUAGCAUUUUGAGGGCUGAGUACAUUGUUAAACUGAAAAGUGGGUUGUGGGGGCAGCAACAUUAGGUUUGAGUACAAAAUCUAAAUCUCUGGCUACACCCCUGCCAUGAGAGUUAGUUUUAUUGUAUUCAUUAUGUGUCAGUGUAGCUCGGUUGCAAUGCAGACAGUUGCAUGACCAUAAGGGUAAUAUACAAAGUCAUUAAACAUUUAAGAAAAAUCUUUAGUAGACAGAUUUAAGGAUAUGUGAAGAAAAUUUCCAGUACUUUUUUCAGUGUAUGUUGACAUACUAAGAAAUUGAGGCAUUUACAAUUAUUAACAGUGAUUUAAUUGUGUUUUUGGUAAUUAUCCCUUUUUAACUACUUCCUGAAAGCAAUGUAAUUUGAGGGGUGUGGCAUACUGAAUGUGUCUGAGCUUGCUAAGAAACUGAAAUGCAGAGUUUUGGCUUAAAAAGAUAUUAUGGAACAAUAGUGUGUACGUUUUCCAUUGCACCCUCCCUUUGACAGGGAUGUUAUAUGCAAUUUUUAUAUAUUUUAUUGAAGAGUUACUUCAUAUAUCUCAUCUUAAAUUAAAAACAUGUUUACAUCUCAA
Molecule: messenger RNA, 2692 nt
Organism: Protopterus annectens (West African lungfish)
Lineage: Eukaryota; Metazoa; Chordata; Ceratodontiformes; Protopteridae
Product: homeobox protein MSX-2
Exons: 2
Coding region: 113-898 (261 amino acids)
Biological process (GO): regulation of transcription by RNA polymerase II; embryonic morphogenesis
Cellular component (GO): nucleus
Molecular function (GO): RNA polymerase II transcription regulatory region sequence-specific DNA binding; DNA-binding transcription factor activity, RNA polymerase II-specific
Source: RefSeq, a predicted model, not a curated record